AUGGUGUCGCAGGCUCUUAUUCUUACCUUCUUCAUACAUCUUUCUUUUUGUGUGGAUAUUCAACGUGGCCCAGAAAAUCCUUACGCUGAAACUUCAAAAUGCGAACUUAUUCGAAUUCCUGCUUGUCAAGGUCUACCCUACAAUACUACUAUCCUUCCAAACAUCAUGGGCCACACUUCUCAAGAGGAGGCUGGUCAAGACAUCACUCAGUACAACUCCCUUGUGAAAAUACCGUGUAGUCCUUCUCUUAAGCUAUUCCUUUGUUCUCUGUAUUUCCCUGUUUGCACGCAAUUGCAAAAACCAUUACCACCCUGUCGCUCUUUGUGUGAACAAAAUCGCCAAAGAUGUGAACCUAUUAUGCGUUCGUUCAGUUUUCAGUGGCCUGCCAGCAUGCAGUGUGAGAACUUUCCUGAAAAUGGGCUCUGUGUAUCCGAGGCAAAACCAGAAAACAAAGAAACAGUUGAGGCCACUUUAGAGUGCCCUGAAGAAAUGAGAGUUCCUUCAAGUUUCGAGUUCAGAAUUCGUUUAAACAACAAGCAAGUUAUCCCGAAUUGUGGUAUGCCAUGCAAUCGCCAUUUCUUCAGUCAGUCAAAAAGGAUUAAAUUUUCUCGCUUGUGGAUUGGAUUAUGGAGUGGUUUGUGCGCCGCCUCAACUCUCUUCACGAUUUUAACCUUCUUCAUUGAUAUUAAUCGAUUCCAGUAUCCGGAAAGACCUAUUAUUUUCCUGUCAAUGUGCUAUUUCAUGGUCGCCAUUACUUAUAUAACUGGACUAUUUCUUGGCGACAGGAUUUCCUGUGCAGGUCCAUUUCCACCUUCCAGUAUGGAUGCGACCUCUGGUUUGAGUCCGACUCCGCUAUCAUCUUCGCCUUAUCCUCUACUUAUCACUCAAGGAACCAAAUUUGAGGGUUGUACAAUUCUCUUCAUGAUGCUCUACUUUUUCUCAAUGGCUGGUCACAUUUGGUGGGUCGUUCUAACGAUCACUUGGUAUCUCGCUGCAAAGUGUCACUGGGCUCAUGAAGCCAUCUUCAGAAAUGCUCAGUAUUUGCAUUUCGCCGCUUGGGCCAUCCCCGCAGCUAUGACAAUCUGCCUAUUGGCAAUGGGAAAGGUUGAUGGCGACCCCCUGUCAGGUGUCUGCUUCACCGGUUUGACAGAUCCCACUAUUGUGAGGUACUUCCUCGUUGCUCCGCUUUGCGUAUCUCUACUCCUUGGAGCAUGUUUCCUCAUCGCUGGUUUCGUAUCUCUCUUCAAAAUUCGUACAAUUAUCAAGACUGGAGGAUCAAAAACUAACGAUCUUGAGAAGCUGAUCUUUAGAAUUGGAGUGUUUAGCUUGCUCUAUCUGUUACCUGCUGCUGUUGUUAUAGCGUGUUACAUUUAUGAGUCUCAAAAGAUGGAUAGUUGGAUGCUGACUUGGUACACAAAUAACGUUUGUAGAAACUUCGAUCCACGGAAAAUUGCAGGCUCAUCCAAGUGUAUCCCUCAGUUACACCAAAUUCUUGGCGAUUCUGACCAGCUUUCAAAAGGUGGUUCUCCAGCCGACGUUUUCGACAAAAUGGACACUCCGACAUUCGAGCUUUUCAUGAUAAAGUACCUCAUGACGCUUAUUGUUGGGAUAACCAGUGGAAUUUGGGUCUGGAGUUCGAAAACCCUCCAUUCUUGGCAUGUAUUCUUUGCAAGGAUUUGCCGAUGUACUCCACCUCCUAACCCCCAGGUCAAUCAGAUGGUUGUUGCGCAAGGCAACAGACAACUACAAGGCCGUAGUGGUUACGGACAAGUGAAGGCACAGCAACAGCAAGCGUUGCUUGAAGCUACAGGUCCAGGAAAAAUGCCAAUGACAGAAAUUGGGGGCUCAACAAACUGGGCGACACGAGGUCAACCCUCUGGUGCGCCUACUAACACGGAUAACACAGGGGCGUACAAUUGGCCACCGUCUGCAUCUCAAACGAUGACGUAUUUUGAGCACUCUCAACUCCAGUGA
Messenger RNA from Rodentolepis nana, 1974 nucleotides. NCBI's taxonomy places the organism in Eukaryota, Metazoa, Platyhelminthes, Cestoda, Cyclophyllidea, Hymenolepididae. The record is from the annotation of a GenBank genome assembly.